AUUCCCCUUAUCCGCUCUGGUGAAAUAGAAACGCCUAUUGGACGUUGAAAAGUCGCCCUUCGUCAUGGAGGUGCACCGUCAAAAAGGUAAAAACUAAAAAGGCCUCCUCGACAAUUGCAGUUCCCUUUCGCCAAUCCCUUUCGCCAUUCCCUUUCGCCGUCUCCAUAUUGCCGAUAACAACCGAGUAACCUUCGAAAGUUAUUUUUCUGUCGGAUCUCCUGGGAAAAACUUGUUGUUUUUCACUAGCCGACUUCCAUCUCUCGUCUCGUCGUCGUCUCCGAAUGAUGGGCAUGAAACGCUACAACUCAGGGAGGAAGCAAGUCCUGAGCCUCGACGGCUCGCCCAAAGAAAACAGGCCGACCUGGAAGUCUAAAUAUGAACACAUUAGUGCUGUGCAUGUUACAAACGGUGUAUCAGAAGGGAGUCCCAAAGAGGGCGAAAUGGAAGUGGAAGAAGAAGAGGAAGACGAAGGUGUCGAUUCAGUUGCCAAAACAACUGCCCUGGUUGGACUGUCCGGCUACCUCAGCACUGAUAGUUCCAGUAGUGACUCUGAUCUAGAAGGAGAAGUCGAAGCAUUUAUAAAAGAAGUAGACAGUAUUUACGUUAUUGAAAAGCCCAAAACAAUCGUAAAACCACAGGUCAAUCCUCCUGUAGUUGAAAAAGUACAUCAGUCGGCACAAGAUACUUACACACAAGGGAGUCAGCACGACCCCACUGCUCCUACUGCUCCUACAAAUUCUUGGCAGGAAUGCUACGACAGUUCGACAGGUUACACAUAUUACUGGAACAUGGAAACAAAUGAAGUUACAUGGGAUAUGCCGCAUGAGUAUCAAGCGUACCGUGAAGCUUUGAAACAGUGGCAGCAGUAUCAAGCCAAUGGAGUCGUUGCUAUGAUCCAACAAGCAAGAGCUCAGCAUCUACAGCAGCAGCAACAACAACAAAUACAAAGUAUGCAACAACAAAGUAAACCACCUUCUAGCGAGGAAAGAGUUUUCAAACACUUCAAGAAAAAAAAGAAAAAAGUUGAUUCUGAUGAUGAAAAAAUAGAAUUGAUCACAUCUUAUGGUCCGAAUUCAGGAGAUGAUUCAUCUGAUCAAGAAGCAAAAGAACCUAUAAUGAUUCCUAUUAAAAAGAAAAAGGACAGUAAACUUGAGAAAGUCGAAGAUAAGAAAAAUUUGGAAACAAAUCACUAUAAAGGAUCACACUAUCAUCACAGGAGAAAAUUAGGGAAAGAAGAUCAUUCGCAACACUCCUCCGGCAGCCUUGUGCCCUAUCAUCACGAUGAUUCUGAAACGGAUGACUCUCCACAGUUAACAAAGGAAGAAGAGGUCAAAUUAAAGCUAGCAUCUAAGAUCAAAGAGAUAAGGGAACAGAUCCAGCAGAACUCAGAUUCUAAUAGUAAGACAAGCAAUGAGUUUGACGACGAGUCGACAUUGCUCGACCGGUUAAGAAGUCAGACUCAAGUGCUUCAAGAGCUCGGUGGGGAAAUUCCUGAAAGCGUAAAGAAUAUAAUAACUGAGGAGAAACCUUCUCUUGUACCAUCUUAUACGCCUGAUUCUGAUCAGGACGAAGACAAGAAAUCUACAAGUAGAAUCAACAACUCUUUGAAAUCAAAGCUGACAGCAAGGGCAAAACAGCUGAUUGCAACUACUUUAGGGCAGUUUGAUACAGCCGAGUUUUCCGAGGAUUCCAAAGAAGAUGGAGGUAAUUCUUCUUCCGGGUUGAAUUCUUUCGUUGGUGACUCAGCAGGAGACAGUUCAUCGGGAAUGGGUCUGAAAAGAAAACUCAAAAUUGAGAUUCCCCAGCAGAGUCGUAAAGUGGAAGAACAAGUUCCUUCUGAACCCACAGCUAAAAAAGAUAUAGAAAAUGAAAGUCAAAAAGAUAACGACAACCCAAAAAGGGCCAAAUUGGAAAAAAUCCAGUUUGUUAAAGCAGAAACAUUAAACCAACCGCAGAAAGACACAGAUGAGAAUAAUUCAAACACUUCUGUACAACCUGACCCAGUCAAACCAACAGACAUUGUCAAUGAGUCUGAGGUGAUUGACGUAAAAGAUGUAUCUAGUCUGCUGCUCGAUAAAAUGAAAUUUUUAUCGGCAAGCAAAGAACCUGUUUCUGCGGUUCAGCUCUGGACGAUUCAAUUAGAGACGCUUGUCUCCGCCUGGGAAAGCAAUGACCUUAAAGAGACGUACAUUACGGAUUGGCUUACGAAAACCAUGAGGGAGCUGGAGAGGCUUGAAUCAAGCGUUGCUCCAGAGGGCUGGCUGUGCAAAUGGCAGAGGAACGAGAAGUGCUACUCGUACACCAAUGAGAGGACUGGUCAGGUUACAUGGGAAUUUCCCCAAACGGAGGACACUGAAAAGGCAAUGACGAUCGGAGGAGAAGAAGACAUGGAAGUUUGCAAUACUCCGCCGCCACCUCCGAGUCCCACACAUCCCAGUCCUCCUCCUCCUCCUAAUAUAUCGCCACCAACCCCACCCCCGCCGCCUUCGAUAACAACAUUCCCUGACGAAACUCCAAUUUUACCACCACUCCCUCCUUUACCGCCACCACCUCCUUCUGAACCUCCAACACAACCGCCUCCACCUCCUGAAGAGCCUCCACCACCACUUCCUAACCACCACUUAAUGGAGCCCUUACCACCAGGAGUAGAUCCACCCGAAAUAUUACGCCCGAUGCCACCGUUGCCUCAGGAAUAUCCUGUUCACAUCCCGGGCCAAUUGGGAAUGCAUAUCAUUCCUCAGAUACAUUAUGGAAUACCUUACGCCCAAACAUCAUUGGCAGGAACAGCUAUAAGUGCCAUAGCUCACUCGAGAGGAAAUGAUAAUCAUGAUUUAUCAUCGGAACUCGAUAGUUUUUACAAUGAUUUGGCAUCAAUGGAGCCGUCAGAACAACCAUCCCAUCCUGCAUUACCAUCUUUUAAGGAACCAACACCCCCUCCUCCCCUGCCUACCACCCAAGCUCUUCCCGUUCCUGAUCCUCUACCAACAGACAUUGCUUCAAAGAAGAAGAAAAAGACAAAAUUGGCACCUGGUUUGGCUUUGAAAAAGAAAGGCGUUUCUUCCUUGGUGGCUAAGUGGCAGCAAGUGCAAGAAGACGUGCGAAGGGACUUAAAAAAUAUCGAUAACUGAAAAAAAUAUUUAUAACUAAAUGCCAACAAUGUUUAAUUCAUUGUGUGUAAAUAUAUGAUCUUUUCUUUGUAUCAAUACAAAAAAUGUGUACAAUUGACCUAAUUUUAUCGAUUUUUAAUUUAUGAAUGUAAGAAUAAAGUUUUUACUUUAUA
Cimex lectularius (bed bug) is the source of this 3280-nucleotide messenger RNA. RefSeq names its product formin-binding protein 4-like. The record is from RefSeq and is a predicted model, not a curated record. The coding region runs from base 282 to 3128 and encodes 948 amino acids. NCBI's taxonomy places the organism in Eukaryota, Metazoa, Arthropoda, Insecta, Hemiptera, Cimicidae. Gene Ontology annotation, molecular function: protein binding. The transcript has 13 exons.